AUGCCUCCAGGAGCUGCAGUCCUUAAAGAAAAAUUGGAAAGCGUCAAAGUGUGUGUGCGAUGUCGACCAUUCAACCAGACCGAGAUUGAAAAGAAAUCAAAGAAAUGUGUCGAAAUUGACAAGAAUCUCAAUCAAGUGAUUCUUACAAAGAAUGAAAAUGAGCCUCCGAAGCCACCAUUUACAUUCGAUGCAGUAUUUGAUAUGGAUGCAACACAAAUUGAGGUUUUUCAAUCUACAGCUAAACCGAUUGUUGAAAGUGUCAUGGAUGGAUACAACGGAACAGUGUUUUGUUAUGGACAAACAGGAUCAGGAAAGACUCACACAAUGGAAGGAAAGCCCGAGCCUCCUGAAUUGAGAGGAUUGAUUUACAAUUCUUUUUGUAGAAUUUUUGAAUUGAUUGACGAAGCUUCUAAAGAUAAGAAUUAUGUGAUCAGCGUGUCCAUGAUUGAAAUUUAUAACGAAGAAAUUAGAGAUUUACUUGUCCCCAAAGCUGACGCAGGAAAGAAAUUAGACCUAAAAGAAACAAAAGAGGGUGUUGAUGUAAAAGCUAAUAAUAUUAUUGUAAAAGAACUAAAAGCCAUAGACAAAAUUUUAGCAAUUGGUUCUAAAAACAGAGCCAAAGGAGAAACAAAUAUGAAUAAGGAUUCAAGUAGAUCUCACUCCAUUCUGACUAUUAAGAUUGAAAGUACUGUAGAUGGUCCAGUUGACAAGAAGGUACAUAUUAGAGCUGGUAAGCUGAACAUGGUAGAUUUGGCAGGAAGUGAAAGAGCAGAUAAAACGGGAGCAACAGGUGAAAGACUGAAGGAAGGUUGUAAAAUUAACUUAUCAUUGAGCGCUCUGGGUAACGUUAUUUCAGCUCUUGUAGAAGGAAAAGGCAAACAUGUUCCAUACAGAGACUCAAAGCUCACCAGAUUAUUGCAAGAUUCACUUGGAGGUAACACUAAGACAGUAAUGGUUGCCAACUUUUCACCUGCAGAUUUUAACUAUGAAGAAACCCUGUCGACGUUGAGGUAUGCCGACAGAGCCAAACAUAUUCAAAACAAACCAAAGAUUAAUGAAGAUCCUAAGGACGCCAUGUUAAGGCAAUUAAAAGAAGAAAUUGAGAAUUUAAGAGCUCAAUUACAGCAAACUCAAGCUCAUACACAAGCACCAGUGGUGGUAGGAAGCUCUACAACUACUGUUAUUGUGAGCGACAAUUCUCAACCAAUGGUAUUGUCAGCUUCUGUGAAUGAAGAAGAGCUGGAACGCAUGAAACUAGAAAAAGAAAAGGAAAAACAAAAAAUCAUUGAAGAGAUGAAACAAAAGUCUGCUGAAGAGAAGAAGGUUUUAUUAGAGCAACAAAAAAGAAUAGAGGAUGAGCGUAUAAAGAUUGAAAAUGAAUUGAAGGCACGUCAUGAAGCUUUAGAGCGUGAACGAAAACACAAGCUAGAAAUUCAAAACAAGUUAAUGGAACUUCAGUCAAGAUUGGUUCAAGGAGGUCAGCUGGAGCAAAUCAACGAAGAACAAAGAGAACAGCUUUUAAAACAAAAACAGGCAUUAGAAGAGAAGGAAUUAUUAGAACUUCAAUUACGAAGAGAGAUGGAAGAACAACAAGAAAAGAAUCUAGUCAUGGAGGAGAAAUACACAAGCAUCCAAGAUGAGGUUCAAAUUAAAACCAAAAAGCUCAAAAAGCUGUGGUCAAAAUUCGAAGCAGCAAAGGCAGAAAUUUCUGAUUUGCAAAAGGAAUUCCAACAAGAACGAGAAGAUUAUUUGUACACCAUUCGACAGUUGGAACGAGAGUUAAAACUUCGAACGAAAAUUAUGGAACAUUUCAUUCCAGCGGAAGAGGUUAAGAAAAUUGAGGAACGAGCAGUUUGGGACGACGAAGAGGAUGAAUGGAAAAUUCAAUCCGUGUUUUUGGCAGGAAAUCAUCAACGAAAGAAUCGUCCAAUAUCUGCUUCAGGUUUAAAACGACCUGUGGCUUAUUCGGUCAUUGGAAAUCCCAAUCCAAGAUACAAAACAGAUCACGUGAUUGAUCUUCCAAUGGAAAUGCCUGAACGAACCACUGAAGAUUAUAGAUUCAUGGAGGAGCAUGAACCUUCGGUCUAUGCUUCCACGAAUUUUGAGCCUGAAGUGAUGUCAGCCACCAACAAUUCAACGACUUCAUCGGUUCAGAGAAAGUCUCGUCCCUCCUCUUCAAAUCCAAGCAAAGUUUCAAGACCUAAAACUGACAAACGAAUUGCACCCUCUGAAGAAUACCCUUCCUCAAGAGGGUUAGUCAGAAAGAAUUAA
Molecule: messenger RNA, 2271 nt
Organism: Naegleria lovaniensis
Lineage: Eukaryota; Heterolobosea; Eutetramitea; Acrasida; Naegleriidae
Exons: 4
Coding region: 1-2271 (756 amino acids)
Biological process (GO): microtubule-based movement
Molecular function (GO): microtubule motor activity; ATP binding; microtubule binding
Source: RefSeq, a predicted model, not a curated record